This is a messenger RNA of Aspergillus candidus, 231 nucleotides long. RefSeq names its product S-adenosylmethionine-dependent methyltransferase. The coding region runs from base 1 to 231 and encodes 76 amino acids. The record is from RefSeq and is a predicted model, not a curated record. The transcript is spliced from 2 exons. NCBI's taxonomy places the organism in Eukaryota, Fungi, Ascomycota, Eurotiomycetes, Eurotiales, Aspergillaceae.
AUGGAAGACCUCACCAACUUCUUGACGUUCAUUGGUCCAGAGGUAGAAGAUGCCGACGAGGAGUCCUUCUUCCUCUUCUCCCAGGACAUCCCCUCCUCCAACCUGGGCUUCGUCGACUCCCGCGCCCCGUCCCUCGACGUCUCCAUCCACGGACAGGACUAUGUCGUUCGUCAGUCUCCAACGCUGCUUUCUUCUUCUAGAGCGGGUGGGACAACCGGUGCCGGUAUGUAA